Messenger RNA from Neoarthrinium moseri, 3231 nucleotides. RefSeq lists its product as uncharacterized. Gene Ontology annotation, biological process: intracellular calcium ion homeostasis; calcium ion transmembrane transport; manganese ion transport. The coding region runs from base 1 to 3231 and encodes 1076 amino acids. The transcript is spliced from 3 exons. Gene Ontology annotation, cellular component: endoplasmic reticulum; plasma membrane; Golgi membrane. The record is from RefSeq and is a predicted model, not a curated record. Lineage: Eukaryota; Fungi; Ascomycota; Sordariomycetes; Amphisphaeriales; Apiosporaceae. Gene Ontology annotation, molecular function: P-type calcium transporter activity; ATP binding; ATP hydrolysis activity.
AUGCCCUCUUGGCCGUGGGCCGAUCGCCAGGGAGGCGACGUACCGCUUCUUCCCGUCACAGUGCCUAGCUUCAAUGGCAUAGAGCAGGACCAUGACUUUGACGAUGCCGACUCGGGGAGAUCGAGGAGCAGGACUUCGCGCCCUAGGCAUGUUCGAACGACGUCUGCCCAGUCCAGGGGCGUGGCAGACCAGUACUCUUUGAUGACCCCAGCGGAAGCCGCUUCGCGACUCCAAACCUCCUAUACCCACGGCUUGACGGCCAGCGAGGCGCUCUCCAGACUACGCGAUUUCGGUCCCAACGAGAUACCACACGAAGAUCCAGAACCGCUUUGGCUGCGUUUUAUCAAACAGUUUCAAGAGCCUCUGAUCAUCCUCUUGCUCGCCUCGGCGUUGGCAUCCGUUGUCGUCGGCAAUGUGGACGAUGCUGUCAGCAUCACAGUGGCUGUUACAAUAGUCGUUGCUGUUGGUUUUAUACAAGAAUACCGCUCCGAGAAGUCGAUCGAAGCGUUGAAUCAUCUGGUGCCCAACCAUGCCCAUCUGGUGAGAGCCCAGUCUUCGAAGACCACGUCCGGCUCCAAGACGCCAACCUGGCCUCCGAAUACAAACGGCCAGGGCCGCGCGGAAUCAACGAGCGGCUCUGAAACACCAGAUGAAGACAUGAUGGAGGCUACAUCCUCCAAAGUCAUGGCAGCGCAGUUGGUCCCAGGCGAUCUGGUCCUUUUCACUACUGGCGACCGCAUCCCUGCCGAUAUUCGGGUCACCAAGGCUUCAGACUUGACCAUCGAUGAGUCCAAUCUCACCGGGGAGAACGAGCCUGUCAAAGUGACAGCCGCGUCGCGGUCCCGAAACUUCGAAACUGGUCUGCACUUACCCAGUCCUUCUGCGCUGUCUCCUAACACGUAUAAUGGUGCGUCAAGGGAUGAUGCGGCGCAACCAACAGGAAGCAAUAUUGCGUAUAUGGGUACCUUGGUAAGAUCUGGACACGGUCAAGGUAUUGUCUUUGCGACAGGUGGCGAUACCCAAUUUGGCACCAUUGCAGCAAGCGUCUCCGGCACUGAGAGCCCGCGCUCUCCGCUCCAGCUCUCCAUGGAUGAGCUAGGCUCACAAUUAAGCAAGAUCUCAUUUGUGAUCAUUGGCCUGAUCUCGGUGGUCGGCUGGCUUUCAGGAAAGAAACUGCUGGAGAUCUUCACUAUAUCGAUCUCUCUAGCUGUCGCUGCGAUUCCUGAGGGUUUGCCCAUCAUCGUUACUGUCACUCUCGCGCUGGGUGUUCAUCGGAUGGCCAAGUAUAACGCCAUCGUCAGGAAGAUGCCUAGCGUAGAAACACUAGGCUCGGUCAAUGUGGUUUGCUCGGACAAGACGGGUACUCUGACCAUGAACCAUAUGACGACUGCGAGACUGUGGCAUUUCGGAGCAAAGACUGUGGUGGAUGUGGAAACAGAAGAUUUCGUGGAGAAGACGCCGAACGUUGCCACUCUACAAAUCCUCCGUAUUGGCAACAUAGCCAAUAAUGGGCGCCUUUCUCACAAUCAUGCCGAAGGCGCUGCACGUACGGUUUUGUCGGAUAACCAGAACAAAGACUUCACGACUCACUCGAGAUGGGUUGGACAGCCGACAGAUGUAGCCAUGCUUGAUAUGUUGGACAAGUUCAAGGAGCACGACGUUAGAGACUCGAUUGGGCCACGCACAGCAGAAACACCGUUCAGCUCCGAGAGGAAAUGGAUGGGUGUUGUGAUCGGCGCAAGUUCUGGGAACAAUGACAAGGAGUUCGCAUACAUGAAGGGGUCCAUUGACAAAGUCCUCGAUGCUUGCGACACUUAUCUCACAGAAGACGGGCGGGAGAUUGUGUUGGACACUGCCCGCCGGCAAGAGGCCCACAGUGCAGCAGAGAAGAUGGCCGAACGAGGACUGAGGAUCAUUGCCUUUGCAAGUGGGCCAGUCGCAAAACAUGCCAGGAACAGGACUGGACUGAAUCCGACUUCACGGAGUAAUACCCCAGGCGGCCGGGAUGGCAGCGAAAGUCCCGGACUACCCAGCGACGAGAACUCUUUCAGGGGGCUUACAUUUGCCGGGCUGGUAGGCAUGAGUGAUCCCCCAAGACCUGGCGUGGCGCGCUCUAUACGGCGUCUGAUGCGCGGAGGCGUCAAGGUCAUCAUGAUCACUGGCGAUUCCGACACGACCGCCGUCGCUAUUGGAAACCAACUCGGAAUGCAGAUCGCCAAGCCACGAGAACACUCAGCAAAUCAAGUUGCGGUCAAGCCUGUACUCAAAGGAGAGGAAGUCGAUGCCAUGACGGAGGACGAGCUUGCCGCCGCUAUGCAGACGACCACCAUAUUUGCUCGGACGAACCCUGACCACAAGCUGAAGAUCAUUCGUGCACUCCAGUCCCGGGGUGAUAUUGUCGCCAUGACCGGCGACGGCGUCAACGACGCGCCGGCUUUGAAGAAGGCCGACAUUGGUAUUUCUAUGGGACUGCACGGCACGGACGUCGCCAAGGAGGCCUCGGACAUGAUCCUCACAGACGACGAUUUCUCUACAAUUCUACACGCCAUUGAGCAGGGCAAGGGCAUAUUCAGCAACAUCCAGAACUUUAUUACUUUCCAACUGAGCACUAGUGUGGCUAGUCUCGCAUUGGUCUUUAUUUGUACCUGCAUGGGGUUUAAGACACCAUUGAACGCCAUGCAGAUCCUCUGGAUUAAUAUCAUCAUGGAUGGCCCUCCUGCCCAGUCUCUUGGAGUCGAGAAAGUCGAUAAGGACGUCAUGUCUCGCCCGCCUCGCUCCCGUAGCGAACCCGUCCUGACUCGCACUUUGCUGAGCCGUGUCUUGACGCAGGCUUUCAUCGUGAUGGCCGGCACUAUGUUUGUCUACACUCGCGAAAUGAUGGCUGACGGCGAGGUCACACGCCGCGACACCACCAUGACGUUCACCUGCUUCGUGCUAUUCGACAUGUUCAACGCCUUGACGUGCCGGUCUGAGAGCAAGUCCAUUGUGCGGGGCGAGGUUGGCCUGUUCUCGAAUUCGCUCUUCAACUGGGCGGUGGCCCUGAGCUUGGCCGGCCAGCUGCUGGUCAUCUACUUCCCCUGGCUGCAAGAGGUGUUCCAGACAGAAGCGCUGUCAUUCAAGGACCUCUUCUGGCUCGUCUUCAUGUGCAGCUCUGUAUUUUGGGCGGACGAGGCGCGCAAGUGGUAUAAAUAUGGCCGCAGGAAGCUGGGCGGCUAUAGUCAGGCUGUGUAG